Messenger RNA from Histoplasma capsulatum G186AR, 1695 nucleotides. Its product is annotated as TIM complex component Tim54. Bases 94 to 1560 code for a protein of 488 amino acids. Lineage: Eukaryota; Fungi; Ascomycota; Eurotiomycetes; Onygenales; Ajellomycetaceae. The record is from RefSeq and is a predicted model, not a curated record. Gene Ontology annotation, biological process: sphingosine biosynthetic process. The transcript is spliced from 2 exons. Gene Ontology annotation, cellular component: intracellular membrane-bounded organelle; membrane; cytoplasm.
GCCGGUCGUUCCACGGUUUGUGCUAAUUUCUGUAUAUAAUAUAUAUAUAUAUAUUUAUUUACAUAACUGUGCUGCUAUUUCUCUGGGAGCGAUAUGGCGGAAUCAACCACGAAACCUACCCCCCCUCCAAAACCGCAGAAUCCUGCCCUCCGCAUGCUCGGGCUGCCAAAUAUCCGAUUCAAGUUGCCAUCGAGAAAUUGGCUCAUAUUCCUGUCCAUUACCGGCUCAUUUACCACUGCCCUGAUCUACGACCGCAGACAGAAACGGAAAGCGCAAGAAAAAUGGUCCAACUUAGUUGCACAUAUUGCUAAGGAACCCUUACGGCCUAAUCAAGCUAGACGAAAACUUACAAUAUUCCUUGCUGCUCCGCCGGGUGAUGGACUGAGGAGCGCUCGAGAAUAUUUUAAGGAAUAUAUAAAACCCAUUUUAGUUGCUGGGGCGUUGGACUAUGAGGUGCUGGAGGGUCGACGAGAAGGAGAUAUCCGUGCAGCCAUUGCGAACAGGAUCAGGAAAACAAGGCGGCAAGCUGGCGAAGGGCACCCCAUUGAGGAAGAUGAGGCAGACAGUUUCCUUCAACAAAUUCGACAGAAUUUCGGCAUCGAGGACGAGCCUGUAAUCAAGGGGGAUGUGGUAAUCGGUCGUCAUGCAUGGAAGGAAUAUAUCCGUGGUAUUCACGAAGGGUGGUUAGGACCAAUUGCUUCCCCGGCCACUGAACCAGAUGCCUUUCCCUAUCUAGAGGCAACGCCGACAGAUGCGAAAUCUCAGCCAGCUACUCAGGACGACGGCUCUUCCGGUGUUUCAGAGCAGCCUCAAGGGGCCCAAGAGACAGAGCCUACACUGGAACAGAAACCGGAAGAGAAGAAAGAUGAAACCAAAAAACCGACCGGUCCUACCCCAGCGUAUAUCUUCCCCGCCACCUACCCCUCUCAACAGCUCGCAGCUUCUACCCCACCGGAAAUUGAUGCAUCCCCUGUCGCAUUCCCCCAUAUAUUAGGAUUCCUUAAUACGCCGAUUCGCAUAUACCGCUUCCUCACCCAACGCUUCCUUGCUGACGCCAUUGGUCGAGACGUUGCAGCUAUCGUCCUGGCCGCAUCAACCCGACCAUACGCAGAAAAUCACAACGCGACAGACUCCGGAUAUGCUGCCUCCUCUCACACGACUGCUGACGAUAUUCCGCCAUUACCAGAUUCAUCCUCCUCCUUUGCCCAACCCCAUUCAAAAUAUUACGAACAACAAUCCCUUCUCGAAAACGAGGAGCAAGAAUGGCCUAAAUCCGUACGAAAGCAAAAGGAACAUCCAGACGUUAAGGAGCGAGAAUGGUUAGAUGAUAUCGUCUUGGAUCCUCGCAUUGCAUCCCGCAUGCGCAAAUUUGAUCUCCCCGCCGAAGAGGAAGAUAGAGCGCAGCGGAUCAGUGAAGGGACGGAAUGGAUUCGCGGGGAGGACAUGCCUGUUCAUAUCCCGGCUUGGAAACGGAUUUGGAAUACGUAUGGAUGGGGUGAACAAGAUGAUGGACGGCCGAAAGUCAUCAUUGGGAACUUGGAUGAGGUGGAUGGGGAGUGAUAGAUGGUUUUGGUUGGUUCGAUAUAGCAUUUGAGGGAUGUAUUCCGUACAUUUUCAUCUCGUUUACCUAUCUGCAUAUAUGGGCGCAUAUGUUAGAUAUCCUGUGUACAAUAUAAUAUAAUCGUUUCCUGUUUU